AUGUUAGGCUCUGUACUCCUCGUUGCGUUCCUGAGCUAUGCCUCCAGCUGCGGUGUCCCCACCUACCCGCCCAGCCUGUCCACCCGGGUGGUGGGAGGAGAGGACGCCACGCCCCACAGCUGGCCCUGGCAGAUCUCCCUCCAGUACCUUUAUGAUGGCACCUAUAGACAUACCUGUGGAGGGACCCUGAUCUCCAGGCAGCAUGUCCUGACUGCUGCGCACUGCAUCAGCAAAAACAGAACCUACCGAGUGUUGCUGGGCAAGCAUAACCUGGUGGAGGGAGAGGAUGGCUCUGUGGCAGUGGCUGUGGAUACCAUUUUUGUCCAUGAGAGAUGGUUCUCCUUGCUGGUGCGCAAUGACAUUGCCCUCAUCAAGCUGGCUGAGCCUGUGGAGCUGAGUGAUACCAUCAAGGUGGCCUGCCUGCCCCCAAAGGGAUCCCUGCUGCCCCAAGGUUAUCCUUGCUAUGUGACUGGCUGGGGCCUCCUCCGGACCGAUGGCCCCAUUUCUGAUAUUCUCCAGCAAGGCCUACUGCCCAUAGUGGACCAUAAAACAUGCAUUCGGCCAAGCUGGUGGGGCAUCCUGGUGUCCAAUAAUAUGGUGUGUGCUGGAGGAGAUGGUGUCAUCUCAGCGUGCAAUGGAGACUCAGGUGGACCCCUGAACUGUAAGGCUGAAGAUGGAACCUGGCAAGUGAGAGGUAUUGUGAGUUUUGGUUCUAACGAGGGCUGCAACGUAGAAAAGAAGCCCACGGUCUUCACCCGGGUCUCUGCCUACAUUGACUGGAUUAAUAAGAAACUGCUGCUCUGAAUCAUCACCAGUGUCUCUACUGGGAAUCCCCU
Vombatus ursinus (common wombat) is the source of this 836-nucleotide messenger RNA. RefSeq names its product chymotrypsin C (gene CTRC). The record is from RefSeq and is a predicted model, not a curated record. The coding region runs from base 1 to 804 and encodes 267 amino acids. Gene Ontology annotation, molecular function: serine-type endopeptidase activity. Lineage: Eukaryota; Metazoa; Chordata; Mammalia; Diprotodontia; Vombatidae. The transcript has 8 exons. Gene Ontology annotation, biological process: proteolysis.